CGCCACUGCUGAUGCUGUAGCUGCUGCUGCUUGAUGACGAUGCUGAUGAUAAGCUGAAAGCAGAACUAGAAAGCGCUCGUCGGUGGAGGCGGAGUGAGUCCGGAAUUGACUGCCUUCCACGCAGGGGCGGGGAGAGAAGCGGUGGUGGAGGCGAUAUAAACGCGGUGGUUCAACCGUCGGCAGCUCACAGAUUUUACAUCAGACAAGGAGGGGGCAUUGUUGGCUCGCACAGAAAGAGCCAGAGAGAGAAUCAACCUCCAACAACGUCUCACCAACGACCACCGGCAUAUCGGUGCCUCGGCCGCUCAAACAUAGAGAGCAGCCCUCGCACCCCUCGCCGAACAAACGCAAGCCGCUGUCGGCCGAGCGCCCCACGAUCGUGCGGCCGCCUCGGAAGAACCGACACAGCAACGGCAACAACGCCUCUCUCGCCGCACGCGGACACGCAUCCCCGCUGACCAUGCGCACGACCGACUUCUUCAACGUGCCGCUCUCCUCGGCCGCCAACGCGGGGCCCGUCAACACCUCCACCUUGGGGCCCGCCAAGGCCCCGCGGAGGAACGCUCCGGCACUGGACGCCGCCAGCGACGAGCCGCCGCCGGCCUCCCAGCGGACGCACUUCCUGACGUUCGCGUCGGAGGCCGCCUUCCUGACGGUGCGUCGCAGCUGGCUGAGCCUCCUCGAGAGCGGCUUCUACUGGGGCCCGCUGAGCCAGGCCCGCGCCGCCGCCGAGCUCGGGGGCCAGGAGGACGGCACCUUCCUGGUGCGCAACAGCGCCGACUCGCGCCACCUCUACACGCUGAGCGUGCAGACGCCGCUCGGCGCCGCCAACGUGCGCAUCAAGUUCGACGGCGGCGCCUUCUACCUGGAGACGGAGCGCGAGCUCGAGGUGAGCGCACCGAAGUUCGAGUGCAUCAUCAGCCUGCUCCAGUACUACAUACGGCGCACGGCCGCGGAGGAGGAGGAGGAGGAGGAAGAGGAGCGGACGAGGAGGAGCGGGGGCUGCGGCGACGCUGCCCCGCCGAGGAGAUCCAGGGGCGUGCCCCUGAGGCUGCGGCGGCCCCUCGGGAGGUCCCGCCGCCCGCCCAGGCUCGACCACUGCUGCAGGAGGACGCUGAACGCCUGCUGCGCUCAGUCCGGGAGCAACCCGGCACUCGAGGGGCUGCCACUGCCGAGCAAACUCAAGGAGUUCCUCGCCGUGUACCCCUUCCAGCUGUGAAGGCUUUCCCGUCGAUCGCCGGGGCGGCGUUUUGGACCACCCGUGGCUUAUCAUCACGUGGCCAAUUACAGCAGCCAAAUGCUCUAAACGUCCUUCGAUUCACAUUCUUAACGUGCAGGGAAAAAAACUGGAGGAUCCCCAUGCCACCACAGCGAGAGAGACACGCGAACUCAAAAUUAUUCAACAGGCAUCGGGGUGGGGAUGGAAACCCACGAUGUCGCGUAUACCGGGCGAGGUUGUUAACAUCUCGCCUCCGUGAACGACGACUCCAUCAAGCCACCCGCUGUCCUGCUCACCGAUCGCGACGUGAACUCGUAAACAGGAUCAGAAUCUUUAUUUAGGCUGGACAUAUGUCCAUUGAACGCUCCUGCACUCCCGCGUCCUGCCGUGCGAAAGCAGACGUAGCAACCGUCGUCGCGGCCACACGGGCCUCUAUUUAUUUGCUGUAUUUUUUUUUUACAUGUUACACGAUGUGUUUCGUUUCUAAAUAUGUAUAAUAUAUAUUUUUUGUAAUAAUAAACUAUCGAUAUGACGGAUCAGUCACGUCAGGGUUGUACAAUAAAACUCCCCGUUACCGUUGGACAUUUGGGGGGGGGGGGGGGCGUCGGCAAAUUUCUCUUUAGAUGUCAAGUCAAAGCGGUGGUGUCAGAAGUGGAGCUUCGACGAUUGUGCGGAUUGGUCCUCCUGAAGCUUGCGAUCCGCGCCUCAAAUUGCGUGCGCGUGAGAAAUUGGUGUGGUGCUCGACAUCGUAAAAUUACCGGUGAACUCCACGGAACGGUUGUGCACGUCAGGCGAGCUUAGCCGCCGCCGCUAAGAGUCUGCGACGUUUCACCGCCGCGCCCUCCUUAAAGAUGGGACGGCGACGGGUGCGAUAUUCCAACGAUUCAUCGUCGUAUCGCUGGGGGGGGGGGGAGGGGAGGUUAAUCGUUGGCUACCGAGUGCAACGGACGCGUUGUUCACAAACUGCUGCCAUCAUCACCAUCAUCCUUGUUCUGAACUUCACUUUUUUGCCAGUGAAAUACCUCCACGAUGACUAUCUCGGUUUGUAAUAAAGAGUUGAAUAGUUGACCAAA
Molecule: messenger RNA, 2292 nt
Organism: Petromyzon marinus (sea lamprey)
Lineage: Eukaryota; Metazoa; Chordata; Hyperoartia; Petromyzontiformes; Petromyzontidae
Product: suppressor of cytokine signaling 3-like
Biological process (GO): phosphatidylinositol phosphate biosynthetic process; intracellular signal transduction
Cellular component (GO): phosphatidylinositol 3-kinase complex
Molecular function (GO): 1-phosphatidylinositol-3-kinase regulator activity
Source: RefSeq, a predicted model, not a curated record